Phycomyces blakesleeanus NRRL 1555(-) is the source of this 480-nucleotide messenger RNA. RefSeq lists its product as hypothetical. The transcript is spliced from 4 exons. Bases 1 to 480 code for a protein of 159 amino acids. The record is from RefSeq and is a predicted model, not a curated record. NCBI's taxonomy places the organism in Eukaryota, Fungi, Mucoromycota, Mucoromycetes, Mucorales, Phycomycetaceae.
AUGUCCACCCUUUUUUCCAGUGUGAUCCAUUCUCAAACACAAACAGUUCUGACAACACCGCUAUUGACUAUUAAUGAGGGUCCAUUCUCGAUAUCUAACCGCCCAAUUGCUGGUAUGGUGCAGAGCUACACCCAUUUCCAGCCUGAAGUAGAGGAAAAAUCCUUGCUGGAAAAGUUAGCUGGGCCUUUGAAGACUACGAAAAAUCAAUUUACCGACAAGGAAAACCUGGAGUCUAAGUUUGUUGAAAUUUUUGAUGGCCUUCUUGAAAAGGAUACAGUGUCUAAUAUUGAGUCAGAUGAGGAGGAAGAGUAUACGACUUAUUCUUCAAGAAAGAGACAGCCCUUGGCGCUUUUGGAUCCCACCCUGGAUGUUGUGCGUAGUCAACGCGAAAUACGAAUGCAGACGAUGCACCGGGAUGAUGCACGCAAUACUCUUCUUAAUAAACCCACUCACCCACAAAUUCAGACCUUACCCAACUAA